UGCGGUGCGGUGGGGAGGGGAGGCGGCUGCGGGAAGAAGAUGGCGAGCGGAGAGGAGGCUGCGUACGCCCCCGUUUGCGUUUCCUCCAGCGCCGCCGCCGCCUCCUCCUCGCUCGGCCUGGAGGCCUUGUUCCCGGGCGCCGGAGCCGAGCCGGCGAGCUACGACGCGGGGAACCCGGAGCUGCUCCGUCUGCGGGAGCGGCUGCAGGGCUGGCUGAGGCCGUACGAGGCCGCCGUGCUGUGGGCGCAGGGGCUGCUCGUGUGGGAGAGGCCGCUGCACAGCGUCCUGGCCGCGUCGGCACUGCACGCCGUUUUCUGGCUGCUGUCGUCGACGCCCCUGAGGCCUCUGUUCCUGCUCAGCCUGUGCCUCUUUGCGCUCCUGCUGCUGGACCUCUGGAGGCAGCGGCUGCCCGCCAUCAGCGGUGCUGUCCAGCAUCCCGACACCGCCGCCACCGAAAGGGAGAGCAUCAUGGUACGCCCCAGGCUCCUCAGUAUUCCAGAGCUGAGCCACCACCUUGCUGAGAGCUACCUCACCUGUAGCCUCUACGUGCAGGAGAUGCUGCAGUACAAACGGCUGAACCAUGGCAAGUUCUGCGCCCUGGUGUGUGCAGCGUGCCUGGUACUGGCUGUAGUGGGACAUUACAUACCUGGAGUCAUGAUCUCUUACAUCAUAUUGCUGAGCGUGCUGCUGUGGCCGCUGGUGGUGUAUCACGAGCUCAUUCAGAAGAUGUACACCGGCCUGGAGCCCAUCUUGAUGAAACUGGACUACAGCAUGAAAGGGGGCACGCAGCACCGCAAGCAUGACAAGAAGAAGGUGAAGAAGGACGGGGAGGAGGGCGACGAGUCCCGGGUGGAGACCGAGAGCGAAAGCGAAGAGGAGCUGUCGUGCUUCGCCCCUACGGUUGAUGUGAAGACCACAGCUUUGGCCAUGGCCAUCACUGACUCGGAGCUCUCCGAUGAGGAGGCCUCUAUCCUGGAGAGUGGGGGGUUCUCUGUGUCCAGAGCCACCACACCCCAGCUCACAGAUGUCUCUGAAGACUUGGACCGGCAGAGCAUCAACAGUGAACCGGAAGAGACCUUCUCACGAGGCCUUCAGGAAUUUCCUUCCAUUGACGAGUUCUCCUCCGUCGGACACGGCCUGCCCCAGUUCUUCACAACCUUGUCAGGGCUUAGAGAAGGGACUACCUCGGAACAUCAGGAAGCAGAGCCACAGAACCCCGCUAGUCUUCUGAUCCAGCACUUGGCAUCCCCUCUGCACUUCGUUAACACGCACUUCAGUGGACAGGGACAGCCGGUAGGGGGUAGUCUGGAGGUAUCUGACGUUGCAAAGGACGAGUCUUCCCCAGCCUCUGCCCUUUCCUUGGAGGCCCUGAGCAAAGAAAUUGUCAGCACAGCCAUCUCCACUGUGGUGCAGAACACUUUGACAGCCCUGCUGCGAUCCAGCGAGGCCGGUGAGGGCCCCUCCAUUGACGAGUUCCUACCGACCAAGACCUCCUCCACCACCCUGCAUAGCAUUCUGUCCCCAGACAUGGAGCCGGAGGACGAGGAUUCUACCACGAUGAUGACGCACCCCGUUGAAGCAUCUGCCCCUGCUGAGGAAGAGGACUUUGAGCUGCUGGACCAAAGUGAGCUAGAACAGAUGGAUAUAGAGCUGGGAUUACUAUCUGAGGGUCAGGAGUCCCAUACAGCUGAGGCAUCUGAUCCCAGCCCCCAUACCCAGCAGUCCUAGCUUCCUCACCACUUGUGCUUAAUCAUUUGUUUUAUUUAUAUUCCAUAUAGCUAUGAAGUCUCCCAACAUACACACUUCUCAGGAGUGUUUGGGUCCUGUUGCAGGGGACUUCGGUCAGUUGUUCCUGCUUUGUGGUGAAAGAACAGCGUAGGAUCCUGGGUGAGUCCUAAUCCAGCCAGCGUCUGUAUAGUGUAAAUGUGGCGAUUGAAGGUAGCGUUAGAUGCGGCUUUUAAAUGUUUCUGACCAGGGGAACAAGCCACCAGAGGUGAGUUUAUAAUUUCAGUGUAGAAUUGAUUGAAACAUGGCAAGAAUGCAAAGUGUGCGUUGCAUUUAAAAAGUAAUGACGGUAUUUUGACAAGUGAGUCGAGCUGAACAGUCUUUUUUGCCAUGGGCUCUUUUUAAAUGGCUCUUGAAUAGAGCGUAAUGUUGAACAGAAAGGGAACCGCGACAUAAUGUGCAGUGAUUUGGCAUGAAGGUGUUGCGCGGUAACCAGUCAGCAGCCUCGUGUCCUGUCGACAUUACCAGCAACACAUGGUACAGCUUUGGACAACGCAGGAAGUAAAUGGCUCAGAGUCAUUUAACAAAUCAUGUGAAAACGUUGAGUACAAAUUUUCAAAUUAUGAACUAAGACUUUCAGCUUCGUUAAGUUUUUUUUUUUU
Messenger RNA from Scleropages formosus (Asian bonytongue), 2387 nucleotides. RefSeq names its product reticulophagy regulator family member 2 (gene retreg2). The record is from RefSeq and is a predicted model, not a curated record. NCBI's taxonomy places the organism in Eukaryota, Metazoa, Chordata, Actinopteri, Osteoglossiformes, Osteoglossidae. Gene Ontology annotation, cellular component: membrane. The transcript is spliced from 9 exons. The coding region runs from base 40 to 1728 and encodes 562 amino acids.